Messenger RNA from Haemonchus placei, 291 nucleotides. NCBI's taxonomy places the organism in Eukaryota, Metazoa, Nematoda, Chromadorea, Rhabditida, Trichostrongylidae. The record is from the annotation of a GenBank genome assembly.
AUGGUUUCUCAUGGCGAUUCGCAAGUGCGUUUCUGCCGUUUCUAUGGCUGGCCGCCGCGAACAAACGACUUCGCGUCUAUCGCGGGGCUCUCUCUGUUCCCCGUUCGACUGCUCUCCAUCGUGCGGACGUUAGCGUCGUGCAGCGCAAGCCAAACCACAACGUACGGCGUAGUGCGUUCGUGUUCUUCUACAUUGGUUGAGUCUUCUGCAGCCACUGCACCGUCGUCACCUUCUCGGUUGAACGAUCUGGGCCACCACCUCUCGAGCAGCGACAAGCACCGUCGCUGUUAG